UUCCUGGUAGUUUGCUUUCUAUGUGUGUAUCUCUUUGUGGAAUGAAACAGAAGUAGCGGCAACUUUUCAGACCAGUCUCCAGAGAGUCUCACAAUGGUGAAUGCUAAAUCAGCCUGAGAUGCAUUAAAGUACAGGAGGUGGUUCCAAGAUUCUUCUUGUGCUUGCUACACAACUAUCUGUUCAGCAGUUACCCUGAUGUACUGACUGUCUAACAUCAAGAAAACCCAAAAGAAUACAGUAUCACCCCCAUACCAUACCAGUCUUCUUAUCUUGGCAAAAUAGAACUGAAGGACAGCAAACUCAGAAAUGGAAUCAAAUUACAGUGAAGAUUACUAUGAUUAUACAAAUUAUUCUUUUGAUAGCACUGAAUCCAACAACUCACCUUGUAAAAUGAGUGAGAUCAAUGAAAUAGUUUACAAUAUAAUAGUUUACAUUUAUAUUAUUAUUUCUCUCCUGGGCUUUGUAGGCAAUAGUUUGGUGAUAAUAACCUAUGCCUGUUAUAAGAAGUCCAAGUCUAUGACAGACAUGUUUCUCCUCAAUGUAGCAAUAGCAGAUAUACUGUUUGUCAUUUCGCUUCCACUUGAGGUGAUACAUGUCAAGUACAGCUGGAUCAUGGGGAAUUUCCCCUGCAAGCUACUCAAAGGCAUGUACAGUAUCAAUCUGUACAGCGGCAUGUUGCUACUUGCUUGCAUAGGUACUGACCGUUAUGUUGCCAUUGUUCAAGCAAAGAGGUCUUUUAACCUCCGCUCAAUCGCAUGGUUCUACAGCCUAAUAGUUUGUCUGGUGGUCUGGAUUUUUGCAGUUGCUGUGUCUAUGCCUACUUUCAUCUUUACUAAAAGCAUACCAUUAAAAAACUCUACAGUCUGUGAAAAUAGCUUUCCUACGUUACAUGCUGUCACUUUAAAAACUGUCAUCCCAUCUUUACAGAUUUCAGUAGGGUUCUUCCUACCUCUUUUCGUCAUGAUCUUCUGCUAUUCCAGAAUAAUUUGUACUCUUAGCCGCACCCGCAACUUGCAGAGGCACAAGGCGGUGCGUGUUGUCAUGGCAGUGAUGGUGACUUUCAUUUUAUGCCAUCUUCCUUACAACAUUGCCCUUUUGUUUGACAUUACAAAAAAAUUUAAUACCAAUUCCAUCUGCGAAGAACAAAGGACACUUGUUAAGACUAUUAUUAUUGCUAAGUGUUUAGCGUCUUUCCAUGCUUGUCUAAAUCCAAUUCUCUAUGCAUUUAUUGGAGUGAAAUUCCGAAGCCAUUUCUGCAAGAUAAUGAAGGACAUUUGCUGCCUACACAAAAGAUUUAUGCCUGACAGGCAAACAUCUCCAGUUACCACAGAUGGCUUCAUUUCCAGAAAGAGUUCGGGGAUGGUUGAUAUAAACAGUGCAUCGUCAUUUACCAUGUAGGCAGGCAGAUCUUUGUGGUCCUGGAAGCAACAGAGAAGAGACAAUCAGCUAGCUGUGUAUGAGUAUAUCCAAAUGCAGACUUACAAAGACAGUAUGCCCACUGCAAGUACAUGAACAUAUUUUUAACUGUCUGCAAAUAAUACUAAAUGACAGCUCACAGAAUACACAAACAAAUCAAGGAAAAUGAAUAUAGAUGUCCAGUUUUAUAGCCAAGCUGAUGCGGUACUGUACAUGUUGUAGAAGAGGCCUCCAUAUACUGUAUUGGUCCUUAUUCUUAACUUAGUCAAGGCUGGGUUAAGCAAUAAAGAGAAAUAACUAAAAACAGUGCUUUAAAGUAACUUUCAUUAAGCCAGAGACUAUGGACAGAACUGCUCAGCCCAGGAUGCAGGAAUCCCCAACUCUAGGCCGAUAAACCUCAGACCCCAAAAAAGAAGAAAUUAUCUCAAUGAAUGUUUAAAAUGUAGAAAAACUGUAUGUUUUAUUACCAAAUUUUAAAAAAUAUAAAUAUCUUCAUUAUAUAACUUAAUUUGUUUAUUUCAGUUGACAGAAACCUGAAGUUAAUUGUAUGGAAUCAAGCCAUAAAAUAGUGGAAACACGUGGAUAUCUUGAGAAACUCAAGCUACUUCUCUUUAUGAAUAAUGAGAAAAAGAAAAGCAUGCACAUGUUAUACAAGAUGGGCUGAUGUCAUUGUGAGUAAAAGAAGUCAUUAAAGGCAGCGCAGAAAGUUUUACAACUAGCAAGACAUUUUUCAAAAACUAAUGUAAUUGUUUAGUUAGUGGUGCAGUGUUGGCUGCUUUUUACAAGAUCAGGAAAUACAGACCCUGAAAGAUGCAAGUCUCUCAACAACUAACUAAGCUGACGGAAAUGCUGGAAAGGCAGGUUUUCACUACAUGGGAAUGGCCCAUUUAAAUUUGUCUCCAGGAUUUUAAAAUGACCCACACAAGACAUGUUGAUAUACCAUUGUGAGAGCGGCUAUUGUACUGUACAUUCACUUUUACUCCCAAUGUUCCUCUUAUAAAGAAUCUAAUAAAACUGUUGUCCUGAUUUCUGUAAAACAUUCUGAAUAUUUAUCCUGAACUGACAUCACAUUAUAAAAGUAAAUAUUCAUUUAAUUAUACUUUAAUUUGGGUUUCUCUAUAUAUUGCACACUUUGCAUAGUAACAAUUAUGUAAACAGAGAUAUUAACUGUAAUGGAACAAUCUAAUUUUAUAAUGUUCUUAUUGGAAGCUGUGUAAACUACUUUAAUUGUAUAAUUUGCCAAAUUAAAAAUUAACUACACUAUUGCAGUGCAUAUUACACAGGUAAUUAGGGAGACAGAACACACUGCAGCAUCACAUUUUAAAGGCAUUUUAAAAAAUGAUCAAUUUUUUUGAUGAUUUUUUAAAGAAAAUGAGCAAUUUUUUUCUAUAAUGACCGGACUUAAUAACUUUGUAAAUGCACUUCACUUUAAAGAGAGGAAAUUCUGUUAAUAAUCUUUAUUAACUUUAUAGAUUUGGAUUGGUGUAAUGAAGCAUUGAAGGUUUGGGGGUCUGGUGCAGAUGAAUGCAGUCCUGGAAAGCAGGGCCAUUGUGGUGUCUUGCCGGCUGAUUUAAUCAAAUUUUUGGCCUGGGUUAAUGCUUAGAAUAAGAACUGUAAUUAAGUCAAAUGAAAUAGUUAUAUAGUAAAAGUAAAACACUUAUAGCAAUUAUGCCUGUCAGCAUUACAAAUGGAGAAAUUAUCUGUAAAUGAAAAAUAAUGAAAAUAUGUGACAGCCUCCCUAUGGAAUUAACACAUUAUGUUUAAUUUCUUUAACAUUUUAAGACCUUUUGUAAAGCAGUUUAUAGUCACUGGUAAAAAGCACUUGUCAAAUAAAGAUUUACCAAAUUAUGCAAAAAAGUGAUAUGCACACAUCUGGUGUUUUUUAUAAAUGAUACAAAUUCAAAAAUGGUCAUUGUAAUCCACUUUAAGCAUCACCAAAACCAUAAUUCUAUUUCCAGCUCUAUACCAAACUCAGUUAAAUAAUUACAGAUGAGUCUGAUUGUGCCUCCUGUUGUAUAAAUUAAAGCACAUAUUUACUUUAUUUGAAUACGUUGUAUUAUCUUAGGCAGUGCAGUGUGUCACGGAUGGCUGGGGGGCGACCUGGCCAGGAAACCCCGGAGGACCGGAGGAGGGCUUACACCCCCCCAGACCACGUGGUGGCAACCGCCCUGGUGGCUAUGGGGACCACGGGUAUAGAGCUUUGAAGUUUAACCCUGUAGGGGCAUGUGGUCACCGCCAGGGGCCGGCCCAAUGCCUAUAGAGCCCUGGACCUCUGCACAUCCGCCAGACCCGGAAGUGCUGGAGGGAAGAGGAUCGGGGACACCCGGGUGUGCAGCCAGCACUUCUGCCACACUGGGGAGUGCCGGGGGAAGAUUGUCGCGAAAAGGGGCCGCCUCCCUCCGUUCGGGGGGUGGAGUCAGGAGGUCAAAAGACGAGGUCUUGGAGGAGGAAAGGAGGCGGCCUGAAGAGUGAAAGAGGCAUUGUGUUGUUGGCCAGGACUU
Molecule: messenger RNA, 3917 nt
Organism: Polypterus senegalus (gray bichir)
Lineage: Eukaryota; Metazoa; Chordata; Cladistia; Polypteriformes; Polypteridae
Product: C-C chemokine receptor type 6-like
Exons: 4
Coding region: 307-1398 (363 amino acids)
Biological process (GO): G protein-coupled receptor signaling pathway; immune response; chemotaxis
Cellular component (GO): membrane
Molecular function (GO): chemokine receptor activity
Source: RefSeq, a predicted model, not a curated record